This is a messenger RNA of Colossoma macropomum (tambaqui), 1468 nucleotides long. RefSeq names its product D4, zinc and double PHD fingers family 1 (gene dpf1). Gene Ontology annotation, cellular component: nBAF complex. Gene Ontology annotation, biological process: nervous system development. The transcript is spliced from 13 exons. The record is from RefSeq and is a predicted model, not a curated record. Bases 1 to 1368 code for a protein of 455 amino acids. Lineage: Eukaryota; Metazoa; Chordata; Actinopteri; Characiformes; Serrasalmidae.
AUGGUGUACCUUUCAGGUAUAGACCCGUCGCCCGCUUUAACACAGCCCGCAAUAAAAAACUACAUUUCCCCUGCCGUGCGAGUCGCGAAUCGCGCUCCUAUUGGCUGGCUCGUCCAGCCGCAGCCCCAGAGAAUGAAUGAAAUUGAAAUUGCUGGUAUAUUAGGACGCUUCAUGUACAAUACCGGGGAUCUGCAGCCUUACAUUGUAUCAUUCUAUAUCAAAAUGGCCACAGCGGUCCAAAACCCUCUGAAAUCGCAAUCGAGUGGAACCGUCAUAAAGAACAGUCUGGGUGAGGAGUUCUAUCGGGAGGCGAUUGAACACUGCAGGAGCUAUAACGCCCGUCUGUGUGCAGAGCGCUCCAUGCGCCUGCCUUUUCUGGACUCGCAGACAGGCGUGGCACAGAGUAACUGCUACAUAUGGAUGGAGAAGACCCACCGAGGCCCAGGUGUGGCUCCAGGUCAGCUGUACACCUAUCCAGCUCGCUGCUGGCGUAAGAAAAAGCGGUUAAACAUCCUGGACGAUCCACGUCUGGGGCCCAUCGAGUUCAAGAUAGACUACGAGGCUGCCCUGAAGAAAGAAGGAGGUGUUCCUGAGGGUCCUGUGCUGGAGGCUCUACUCAGCGGAGAGCCGCUAGACAAGAAGGUGGAGACCAAGGAGGAGGAGGCCAUGAGCGAGUGUCAGAAGCUGCUGGUGGGAGACUUCCCCCACGAACUGGAAGUAGAGGAGAUGGAGGAGGACGUUCCCAAGCGCAAGAACCGCACCAAAGGACGGGCCUGUGGCGUCGGUGGAAUGAGGAAGAGACAGGAGCCGGCCUCCUUAGAGGACAGAGACAAGCCAUACGUGUGUGACAUCUGCGGCAAGCGUUACAAGAACCGCCCAGGCCUGAGUUACCACUACACCCAUACGCACCUGGCGGAUGAAGAGGGCGAGGAAGACUCCGAGCGCCACACCCUUCCAUUCCAGCGCAAGAACAACCACAAACCCAAAAAAGCAGCAGACGGCUCAGUCAUUCCCAACGGUUACUGUGACUUCUGCCUGGGAGGCUCCAAGAAGACCGGCUGCCCAGAGGACCUCAUCUCCUGCGCAGACUGCGGCCGAUCAGGUCAUCCAUCCUGCCUGCAGUUCACAGUCAACAUGACAGCAGCAGUGAGAACCUACCGCUGGCAAUGCAUUGAAUGCAAGUCCUGCAGCCUGUGUGGCACCUCCGAGAAUGACGAUCAACUUUUAUUCUGCGAUGAUUGCGACCGAGGGUACCAUAUGUACUGUCUAAGCCCACCUAUGGCAGAACCUCCAGAAGGGAGCUGGAGUUGUCACCUGUGUCUGCGGCAGCUGAAGGAGAAAGCGUCUGCCUAUAUCACACUAACUUAAUCUCUAUGCCCUCUCCUGUUACACCCACCCAGCCUCUGCCUCCAUGAGCCCACCAACACUAACAUGGCAGAUCCAAAGAAACCCCCUCACCCAACCCCAA